Messenger RNA from Rubroshorea leprosula, 1962 nucleotides. The record is from the annotation of a GenBank genome assembly. NCBI's taxonomy places the organism in Eukaryota, Viridiplantae, Streptophyta, Magnoliopsida, Malvales, Dipterocarpaceae.
GUGAUUUCAGCAUUGCUGGAUGACAAGAAUAGGAAAUUCAUCUAUGUUGAGAUGGCUUUUUUCCAGAGGUGGUGGAGACAGCAGACUAAUUCUACCAAGAUCAAAGUACAGGAGCUCGUUCAAUCUGGUCAACUAGAGUUCAUAAAUGGAGGUAUGUGUAUGCAUGAUGAGGCAACACCUCAUUACAUUGACAUGAUUGAUCAGACAACCUUAGGCCACCGUUUUAUCAAGGAUGAGUUUGGUCAGAUUCCUAGGGUGGGUUGGCAGAUUGAUCCUUUUGGCCAUUCUGCUGUUCAAGCUUACUUGCUUGGUGCAGAGCUAGGAUUUGACUCUCUCUUUUUUGCUCGAAUUGAUUACCAAGAUAGAGCUAAGAGACUUCAGGACAAGACUCUUGAGGUUGUGUGGCGUGGCUCUAAGUCCCUUGGUUCUUCUUCCCAGAUAUUCACAGGUGUCUUCCCCAGGCAUUAUGAUCCACCUGAUGGCUUCACAUUUGAAAUCAAUGAUGUGUCUCCUCCAAUUCAGGACGAUCCUCUUCUGUUUGACUAUAAUGUCCAAGAGCGUGUCAAUGACUUUGUAGCUGCUGCUAUGGCACAGGCUAAUGUAACACGGACAAAUCAUAUCAUGUGGUGCAUGGGGACAGAUUUUCGCUAUCAAUAUGCAAAUUCAUGGUUCAGACAGAUGGACAAAUUUAUUCAUUAUGUUAAUCAGGAUGGGCGUGUCAAUGUUCUAUAUUCAACUCCAUCCAUCUAUACUGAUGCAAAAUAUGCCGCAGACGAAAAAUGGCCCCUGAAGAGUGAUGAUUUUUUCCCAUAUGCAGAUAAACCAAAUGCAUAUUGGACAGGUUAUUUCACAAGUAGGCCGGCCCUUAAAGGUUAUGUGAGAAUGCUGAGUGGUUACUAUCUGGCUGCAAGGCAGUUGGAAUAUUUUAAAGGCAGGUCUAGUUCUGGACCAAACACUGAUGCACUGGCUGAUGCUUUGGCAAUUGCUCAACACCAUGAUGCAGUCAGUGGUACAGAAAGGCAGCAUGUUGCUGCUGAUUAUGCAUUGCGAAUGUCGAUAGGCUAUAUGGAGGCUGAGAAAUUGGUUGCCUCUUCACUUGCUUUCUUGGCAGAGACAAGGUCAAGUACUGGAAUUGGGAACCCUGUGACAGCAUUUCAGCAGUGUCCUCUACUUAAUAUAAGUUAUUGUCCUCCAUCAGAAGCUGCCACAUCUGAUGGGAAGAGCUUGGUUGUUGUUGUUUACAAUCCUCUAGGAUGGGGAAGGGACGAAACUAUUCGAAUUCCUGUGUUCACUACCAAGCUUGUUGUCAAGGAUUCAGAAGGGAGAGAAAUUGAAUCCCAACUCCUCCCUGUAUCAAAUUCCACAUUGAGAAUAAGAGAUCAUUAUGUCAAAGCAUAUUUGGGUAAAAUCCCAAUGGAAACAGUUAAAUAUUGGAUUGCCUUUUCAGCUUCAGUUCCUCCUCUUGGUUUCAGCACUUACAUUAUUGAAACUGCUAAACAAACAGGUGCUACUUCUACUUUCUCAACAGUCUUCACAUCAGAAGGAAGUGAAAACAAGACUAUUGCAGUUGGCCAAGGAAAUUUGAAGCUACUUUAUUCUGCAGAUGAAGGAAAACUAAUUCGUUAUGUUAAUAGUCAAAAUCUGGUUACCGCAUCUGCUGAACAAUCAUACAGCUAUUACUCUGGAUAUGCUGGAACUGAUAAGGACCCUCAGGCUUCUGGGGCAUAUGUUUUCCGUCCCAAUGGUACAAUUCCCAUAAAAUCACAGAACCAGGCACAAUUAACUAUUAUACAGGGUCCCUUGUUGGAUGAAGUACAUCAACAGCUUAAUCCAUGGAUAUCUCAGGUUACUAGGGUAUACAAGGGAAAGGAGCAUGCUGAAGUUGAGUUCAGUGUACGUUAAACUCUCUUGCAAAACUUUUCUUUAAAUACAAUUUCUGGCAAAUAAAAGAUGUAGUUUUCU